This is a messenger RNA of Lycium barbarum (goji berry), 1220 nucleotides long. Its product is annotated as mediator of RNA polymerase II transcription subunit 15a-like. The record is from RefSeq and is a predicted model, not a curated record. The transcript has 7 exons. Bases 137 to 895 code for a protein of 252 amino acids. Lineage: Eukaryota; Viridiplantae; Streptophyta; Magnoliopsida; Solanales; Solanaceae. Gene Ontology annotation, biological process: regulation of DNA-templated transcription. Gene Ontology annotation, molecular function: chromatin DNA binding; transcription coactivator activity.
CUUUUUUUUUUCCGACUAUACUUAAACGCUUGUAAUCUUAUCCCUAAUUGUGUAUUAUCAUUGAAAAUCUCGUAAAAUCAUUUUGUUCUUUCUCUUUGAUCGAAGCAAUAAAGUUCAAUUUUAGAUCAGAAUUGAGAUGGAUUCCGGUGAUUGGCGCACUCCCCAAUCUCGUCAAAGGAUUGUCAACAACAUAAUGGAGACCUUAUACGGGCGUCUUCCUAUAUCUGGGGAAGAAGAAGUAGAGGAGCGUAAGAAAAUUGCAGUGAGGUUCGAGGAAUCGAUCUAUACUUCUGCAUCAAGUCAGCAAGAUUAUCUGCAGAAACUAUCUUUAAAGAUGCUGCCCAUGGAUACAACUCAAAAUCCUAUUACCAAUUCUUUACAUCCCAAUGCUUCCAGUAGUGGUCCGAAUGCCCAUGACCAAGCAUAUUUAGAUUCUACAGCUCAGAUGGGAAAUGCAAAUGCAGCUGAUUGGCAGGAGGAGAUUUACCAAAAGAUCAAGUCUAUGAGGCAGAUGUAUUUAUCAGAGCUUAAUGAUCUAUACCAGAAAAUUGCUUCUACAAUUCAGCAGCGUCCUCAACAUGAGCACAUUGAAAAGCUCAAGGUGUUCAAGAUGACUCUGGAACGCAUUGUGCUUUUUUUGCAGCUUAACAAGCAUGAUAUUUAUCCUAUUCACAAGGAGAAACUUCUUUCUGUUGAGAAGCACAUAAGUUUUUUUCUUAGUUCCAAUAGGCCGCACAGGCCUGCAUCUUCUCCACUGCAGGUGCAGGGGCAACUUCCUCAACCUUCCAUGCAUAGUCAGGCACAAAAUACAUAUGCACGUCAGACACCUAUGAUGGGUUCCGGUCAGCAAGAUAUUGCUUCUGAGUUUGAUAGACAUCUGAGUUUGGUAGAUUAGAUGGUAGUUCUGAUGGAUUAAGUUAUGCACGGAUGAUUUUGGUAGUUUUGGUGUUGCUACUUUUGGUAUUGAUACGUUGGGUUCUAGUUUUGAUGGAUUGAGUUCUGGUACUAAACUCGAUGAGCGUUGUUUAGCGUGUGCAUGGGCGGAUUUACGUGGAGGGAUAUGGGUUCACAUGAACCCAUGUACCCCUCCCUAGAUUAUGUAAAGUACUGCAAUUAUUCCGAUAAAUUAUUUACAUUUUAUGUGGGAACCCAUGCUAAAGAGCAUAUCUUGGCCAAUUGAUGGUCGUGUGCGCCAUUGUUAACCAGGUCUUGGAUUCGAA